AUGACUAUUAUAAGUUGGUGCUGGGAGAAGAUACGGUGUGCGUAUGCGGCGUGUAAGCGCUUUAUAUUAUGUCGCAGCGUCGAAAACAUCGAAAUGGAUCAACCGGAUCGUCCGGAUCGCGUCCAUCACGUGGAUUUACCCGCAAGAGUGGGAGAGCAAAACCCGUCGAUCCAGAUGCAGUUGGUGGGUCCGUUGUCGCAACAGCGUCGCCGACCCGACGUCCAGCCGAUAGGCAUGCGACGAUUCUCCGACCCAGAAAAAGUGGCGGCCGUGUUCAAGGCCUGCAAGGAGCUUCAGAUUCCGAUCGGCGAAAACCACUUCGAAGGCGACAACGAUGGAAGUGGUCCUGUUUCGUAGACCCAAAAGAAAACGGCGCGAACCGAACCGAAAAAAAAGAAAAGAAUAUCGAUAAUAUUAUAUAUCGGUAGUGCAUAAUUUAGUGUGAAUUGUCAAACUUGC
Diuraphis noxia (Russian wheat aphid) is the source of this 459-nucleotide messenger RNA. RefSeq lists its product as uncharacterized. Lineage: Eukaryota; Metazoa; Arthropoda; Insecta; Hemiptera; Aphididae. The record is from RefSeq and is a predicted model, not a curated record.